AUGGAUCUUAUAAAGAAAAAGUUCGAGAAGAAAAAGAAGAAAGCUGAGAAGAAGAAGAAGGAGAAACAAGCUCAGAAGAGAUCAAGCUAUGUGACAAAAACAGAAAAAAAGAAAAAGAAGAAAAAAGAGAAAAGAAGAAAGAGGAAUUCGAGAUCCAGAGAUUCCUCAAGUUCAGAAGAUUCGGAAACAUCAGAUGAGAGUCAGAGACAGUUGAAGACUGUUCAGUCAAAAUUGGCAAUUGAUGCGGCCAAUAUUGAUAAGAAGUACCGUAUGGCUGGUGCGCUCUUCAAAAAACCAGAAGAUCCACCAAAUUUUGCUCGUAAAAUCUUGGAAGCAGAGUGGAGAGAAAUGGCUAUAGAUCAAAAAGUGACCUAUGAGACUGUCAAAACUCUGGAUGGAUAUCUCAAAAACCGAGCUGAACUCAAAUCCACAGACCAUGUGGUCAUUGCUGAAAAAGUAGAUAAUGACGAUAAAAAAGCAACGACUCGUCUGAAAAUUCUGACAAAAUUUGACGAAGGGCGUUUUGGAGCAAUCUACAUGGUUCAGAAUGAAUCGGCUGUCGACAAUGAUGUGGUGUCGGUUGGAAAUUCAAGAUUCAUGAUGAAAACUGCGUUGAGACAGUUAUCGAGUCCUCAAAUCGUUUAUCGCUUAUCAAGAGAAAUCAACGCUUUGAAGACACUUUGGUCAAAAGGAAACGAUAAACCGCCACGUAUUCCGCCGAUUCUUCAUCAGGGAAAAAUUCUAGGAGUCCCGUUUUAUGUCACCAACAUCUUCGAUGUGAGCUUGGAGAAAUGUCGAGAGCAAAUGGGUGGAGGACCGUUUUGUGUACAGUCUGCAUUCCAUAUUGCACAGGAAAUUUUGUCGGCUUUGAAAUUCUUGCAUCGUUAUCAAAUGGUUCAUCGUGACAUCAAACCAACGAAUAUCGUCUUGAGCUAUCAAAAUCGCGAUCAAUGGUAUUUGAUUGAUUAUGGGGAUACGAUAACGGUUGGCAAAAAUUCUCCAUUGAGUCCCCCGGAUGGUAACACAUUGCCUUAUUUAUCACUUGAAGCUCACGAUCUUCUGAUUUCCAAUUUGUAUUCCAGUUUCCAGCAAGAUUUGGAAUCGUGGUUUUAUGUUCUGGUUGAUUUAAUGAAACCUCUUCCAUGGAGAGACAACAAUAAAAUUGACAAAGUGGCCUCGAUGAAAAAAGAUUUCUUGAAGAGCUUGCCAAAUCGAACUGCAGACUUUCCAUCUCAAGUUUUGGAAAUUUCGAAGCUUAUCAGAACGGAUUCCUAUCCGGUUUACCCGGAGAUUUCGAGAAAACUUGUAGAAGGACUGACAACGAACAGAAAGACGACUUCUGGAGAGAAAUGGACUCCUGAAUGGUAUGAUCGAUCAGCAACCCGGAAACUGAAAUCGCAACAACAAAAAGCGAAUAGACAGAAGAGGUCAAAGGAAGUCUCUGAAGCGGAGACAACUACAACUGGGGAUAGUACGGAGACCAAUGAAAAAAAGGACAGAAGUGUCUACGUUUCUGAAAUUCGCCCAGUGGCUCCUCAAUUAUUAGGAUCGAAUCACAGAAAGGCUUCAACACCGCCUGGAGUAAACGCCAAUGCUACAGCUGUGAUGGUAGAUGACGACGAGCCACGUAGAAACAGUCCUGUUCAGAAGCAACAAGACCGUUCGGCUUACUUCACCGACUUUCCCAUGGUUCAAUCUCCUGACGCUGGGGGAGGAGGAAGGAAGAAGUAUCGAUACAAACCAAGAAAAUGA
Messenger RNA from Caenorhabditis briggsae, 1752 nucleotides. The coding region runs from base 1 to 1752 and encodes 583 amino acids. The record is from RefSeq and is a predicted model, not a curated record. Gene Ontology annotation, cellular component: cytoplasm; nucleus. Gene Ontology annotation, molecular function: ATP binding; protein serine/threonine kinase activity. NCBI's taxonomy places the organism in Eukaryota, Metazoa, Nematoda, Chromadorea, Rhabditida, Rhabditidae. The transcript is spliced from 13 exons. Gene Ontology annotation, biological process: signal transduction; peptidyl-serine phosphorylation.